Molecule: messenger RNA, 3777 nt
Organism: Corythoichthys intestinalis (scribbled pipefish)
Lineage: Eukaryota; Metazoa; Chordata; Actinopteri; Syngnathiformes; Syngnathidae
Gene: arhgef16
Product: Rho guanine nucleotide exchange factor (GEF) 16
Exons: 15
Coding region: 565-2676 (703 amino acids)
Biological process (GO): activation of GTPase activity
Molecular function (GO): protein binding; guanyl-nucleotide exchange factor activity
Source: RefSeq, a predicted model, not a curated record
AAAAUGACCGCAUCAAAUACGCAAAGCGAUUAAAUCUCUGCAUUACAUGUGCAGAAGGCUUUACAUUCAGGGGAAAUAAAUAAUCGUCAACUGAAACUGGAACUAAUCUUUCAAAAAGUGAAGUGGUCUAUCUGCACUUUUUUGUGAUUGGUUGACUUGACGCUCACCUGUAACAGCGCUGUCAGCAGAGAGCUGCCAAAGCAGGAAGUGGCGGUUAAAGACCAAAUAUGUGAAAACAACGUUACGACCAGCGGUGGACACAACUGAGGUCUCAUUUCCUCUCACUCUCUUUCGGUCUUUCAUUUAUUUUGCCGGUCAUUAGGAGUUUUGAAAUUUCACCUCGAUCAGGUAAGACAGCCGUGGGGUGUUGCAGCAAUUAAUUGUUUGCUCUGUUUCCUGCAACCUCGCCAUAAACAACCAAGAGAACGUGAGGCAGACAUUUUUUCUUCCACUCUAAACCGUCAAAGAUUGGGGCUGCGACUCUGGCGUGGAAAACAAGCCCUCCAAUGUUGUAAGUGUUGAGGAGGUCAGUGGACGGGGCCGAGUUGACAGAGCCAGGACGCUAUGUCUCAUACCCAGUCAGACGGCCGUGCGGGUGACCAGGUCCCUUUGAUUUUGGAGAGCCCUUUUUCCACGGUACUCCAUAUUUCUGAGCCUGGCGAUGAAUGUUGCCAGUCACAAAGCUCCCACACUGUACAGCAAGAGGCCUGCAAAAGCCAAGAGGAUGGUAAUAGCAGGCUGGUGGUGCCCCAAUCUCUUAUUUUGAGCACCCAAAGUCCAGUGGCCCAGAAGCUCGGCAGUCACCAGAUCAUCCCCAAAAACCUAGCGGUGACCAGCCGGCCCAAAAACCGUCAUCACACCACUGUGGUGACAUUCCCUGUUGGACUGGAGAAUUCCUGUCACGGAUCCCGAAUCCGACACUCAACGCAGGGGCCUGAUGUGAGCUGGGAGGACUAUGACAGUGAUGGAGAUGGCUUCGCUUUGAGGAGGAACCGGAGGAACAAGUCCUACAGAGCAGCAGUGACCAGCCUGGACAUUGAUGCCAUGGCGAGGGGAAAAGAGGCUGUUAACACACUCAAACCUGUAAAAGAAGGCCGAGCAUCCAGUCCCUGUGCAGCUCGCAGCCCUGGACGGAAGCGAACCCUAGGGAGAAGGAGGAACCGCAACCAGCGAGGGUCAUUCAAAGAUGCAACGCCGCGCCUCUACCAGGAGAUCCGAGAGCGUGGUUUGCACUCCACCAAUCAGGAUGAGCUGCUGGAUGACUUUGUGGUGGUGGAAGCGCCGGUGGAGGACCAGAGCAUUGUGGUAAAGAGCUACAGGCCGGCGCAACUCACCUGGAGCCAGCUGCCACAGGUGAAGGACAAUGGGAUCCUGAACAUGAUCUCACCUCAAGAGAGAAAAAGACAAGAGGCAAUCUUUGAAAUAAUCACAUCAGAACACUCCUACCUGCACAGUUUAAGCAUCCUGGUGCGACAUUUUAAGGAGAAUGAAGCUCUGAAGAGGACCAUGACAACAACUGAGCACCAUCACCUCUUCUCCAACAUCUCUGUUAUCCACCAAGUCAGCAAACGCUUUUUUGAGGAUCUCGAGCGACGUCACUAUGACAACCCUGUAAUCAGGGAUAUUAGCGACAUUGUUCAGAACCACGCCGCCCACCACUUUGACCCUUACAUCGUCUACUGUUCCAAUGAGACCUUUCAGCAGAGGACAUUGCAGAAGCUCCUGAGCAGUAAUGGUGCAUUUAAGGACACCCUAAAGCAAAUUGAAGGGAGCAGUGAAUGCGGAGGCCUUCCAAUGAUCUCUUUUCUCAUUCUUCCCAUGCAACGGGUUACCAGACUGCCACUGUUGCUGGAUACUAUUUGCCAGAAGACACCUGACAAGACCGCUGAGUAUUUUGCUGCGGUCUGGGCGUUGCAUGCCAUCAGCAAGUUGGUCAGCAGCUGCAAUGACGGUGCUCGGCGGAUGGAGAGAACAGAGCAGAUGUACACCAUUCAGAAACAGAUGGAGUUUGGUAAAAUCAAGCCAUUUCCACUGGUGUCGUCAUCACGCUGGCUAAAGAAAAGCGGCGAGCUGGCUGUCGGCGGUGAAGAGCUAAGUAUCUGGAGGGCCUUCAGUAACAGGAGCAACUACGUGUUUCUCUUCAAUGAUGUACUCAUUGUCACCAAGAAGAAGAGUGAGGAGAGCUUUGUGGUGAUGGACUACGCCACCCUAGAGAACGUGGAAGUGGAAGUCAGCCAGGAAACGGACAGUCAGACAUCGUCACCCGGCAAGAACAGCGCCAGCCAGUAUCUGUCCUUCAGGCUGCUCAUGAGCAAGAACAGCGAGGGCCGACCAGAACGCAUUACCCUUGUGGCAGAGUCGAGGGUGGAUCGGGCCCGUUGGAUAGUCGCGCUCACUGAACACAAGCAGACAGAGUUUUUCUCCUGUAAAGACGAUCUGUCCCAGUAUGAGGCCACCAAAGCCUACAUGCCCAAAGAGCCUGACGAGCUAGGACUACGGCAAGCAGAGCUUGUUAUUGUCCAAACGAAGGAGGAAGACUGGUGCUACGGGGAGCGCAUGCGUGACGGCGAGAGAGGCUGGUUUCCCACCAACUGUGCCACAGAGAUCACCGACCCCACAGCCAUUGAGGACAACAUGCAACGAAUGAGGCGCCUGCGCAAAGAAACCAACGUUUGAGAAUAGGAUAGGCCUGGAACAUUUAUCUGCAAGAACGCUUGGGAAGUCAAAGGAUUCUCUUUCAAUCUCAUACAAGCAGUAAAGAGGACCUUGCUAUUGUGGCAAAGAUGAACAACCUUUGAGAUGAAACAGUACGUUCAGCCCAGCUGAUUUGAUUAUAUCCAUGAAGAUGUACAAUGAAAUCAGUUGUUCAUUUGGCGAAGCCAUUUUCAAAAUUGGAUCGAUUUUAUUUUUGGACACAAUUGUACACUGUGAUGUUGAAAAACUUCUGUUUGCAAAUUUAAGUAACACAUGGUAAUCACUUUUUUUUUUUUUUUUAAUCAUGCAGUGUUGCCUGUAGAAUUUGAAAAUUUUGUUUUGGAAUAAAUCAAAAGCGUAAUUCAGAACCUUCCCAUAUUUAUUUCCUUAUGAAAACAACUGAAAUACUGUACCAUUGUUCCAAUGACAUUUUUUCCAUUAACCAAAUAAUUGUAAAAGCAAACAUUUCGAGGAUGAUGCACAUGAUCUCUCGCUCAAGGGCAAGAGUGGGCAAAGUAUGUCCAAGGGGCUACAGACAGCUCUGUUCUAGAUCUCAAGUCCUGGAACAUUAAAACACAUUCGAGGUUGAGUAAAAUAAAAAUGCAUAUUCAUGAGUUCUUUUUAACUGGCCGUUUAAAAAUAUUUUUAUUAGUGAAUAGUUUGUUCAAACCUGUAUCAAAUUUCACCUUUUUACAAAUUGAAAAUGAAAUGUAGCCCUUGAGCAUUAAAGUUUGCCCAGCCCUGAUCUAGCAGAAUGCUAGUUUAGGACAAUCAUUGUGAGGGUUGCCAUAUUGUUAGCAACUAUAAUAACCAAGAUCAGUCUAAGUAUGGCUUGUGUACAUUUGUGAAACCUUGAAUUAGCUUCUGGCUGCCUACUUCCAAUAAAUAUACACACAAAAACAAAACACUCAAUAGUCCCUGGUUUUUGGACUUUUAUUUGAGCUUGCAUUUUGUUAAAAUGUUUGAAAUAGAUAAAAAGUUAUUUAAAAAUGUCAAACUGCCCAGAUAUCAAAUUUAUAGCUUUUUUCUUGAAAAAUCAUUUGGUGUAAAAACUUAGGACAGAUUUAGAAAAACAUGUCGUUU